This is a messenger RNA of Aptenodytes forsteri (emperor penguin), 815 nucleotides long. RefSeq names its product C-factor. Lineage: Eukaryota; Metazoa; Chordata; Aves; Sphenisciformes; Spheniscidae. The transcript is spliced from 7 exons. The record is from RefSeq and is a predicted model, not a curated record. Bases 1 to 732 code for a protein of 243 amino acids.
AUGUACAAGUCUCGGCUCUUAAGGUCGGCAAAGUUGCGCUGUGAUUACAUCAACCCUGAUGACAGCCCUCCUGCACCGCGUCAGGGGUACCGCGGGCCGCCUAGUGCUUGCGAACUCCAGCAGCUUAGCAAGCAAUACAGCAAUAUCAAGCUCCUCCAACUGGAUGUGGUCUGUGAGAACAGCAUCAAGAAAGUAGUCAAGGAAGUGGAAGAAAUUGUGGGAGACAAAGGUCUGAACUGCCUCAUUAACAACGCUGGCAUCAAUGUGCUUGCUUCCUUGGAAGAAGUUACAGCAGAGACAAUGCUCACCAUUUAUGAAACCAAUACAGUUGCCCAGCUGAUGGUCACCAAGGCAUUUCUACCCCUUCUGAGGAAGGCAGCCCAGCUCAGCACAGGAAUGGGCUGCCAUAGAGCUGCUAUUAUCAAUAUGUCCUCUCUUGCUGCCUCCAUGCAACUCGUCCAGGCAAAUGAGAUGUUCCUCAAGGUCUACCCCUACAGGAUAGCAAAGACCGCACUGAACAUGAUCACCAGGUGUCUUGCUGCAGACUUGAAAUCGGAUGGAAUUCUCUGCAUUUCUUUGCAUCCAGGCUGGCUUCAGACAGACAUGGGUGGAAACAUGGCUCCCAUGCAGGUGCAAGAGGCUAUCCCAGGUAUUCUCUCCGUUCUGGACCGUCUUGGUGAAAAAGAAAAUGGUUCCUUCCUGGACUGGCAAGGGGAAACUCUACCGUGGUAGAAGUGCACAGUAUGCUACAGAAACAGCAUGUCAGUCACUAUUUAACUCGUGCCACUAAUGUUUGUGUCUCUAGGGUUUUCUUA